Molecule: messenger RNA, 8278 nt
Organism: Coregonus sp. 'balchen'
Lineage: Eukaryota; Metazoa; Chordata; Actinopteri; Salmoniformes; Salmonidae
Source: the annotation of a GenBank genome assembly
CUCCUAGUCUCCGGACUCUACCAGUUGAAAUUGCGUUGUAAUGCUUUGAUAUUCUGGAAUUUGCUUGUGUAGAUCAUUUUGUUGUUUACGUUGAAUAUCCAGAGCCUAUCGGAUCUAUAACUAUACAUGUUGUAUUAAAUAUGUUUCGGGAUGGUGUCAUUUGGGGAACCAUGGACCGUGAGUGGAGAAGCGAUUGGGUUUUAAAUCUUGUCGGAGACUAUUCUUCACUCGGUCUCACCUCUUGUCCGAGAGCGUUGGACUGAGCGGAUCAAGCUACAGGCUGGAGCGGGUUUAUUCUUUUAUUUUCUGCAUCAAGUCAAGGUUGUUUCACUCGUUCGGGGAAUAGUUAACUAAAGCGAAAAGGAUUGAUUAUUUGUAUUAAAUAGCCGAGGUUUUGUAUUCAAAUAGCCGAGGUUUCUUUCAACUCUUCAGAAGCUGCCCAGCUUGACCGUCAGACUGACCAGCACUCAGUUGUCCAGAAAAAUGGAGGCUGUUAUUGAGAAAGAAUGUAGUGCGCUGGGGGGACUUUUCCAAAGUGUGAUAGGCGACAUGAAAGUAAGUCAAACCUAUCAGUUCUGAAUAAUUGUGUUUAUAACAGUGUACUUAACCUAGAUAGAUAGCUAUUAGCUACUUAUCUAACUCCAUAUUAACUCAUUCAGUAACCUGUUCUGUAGGAAUGGCCACUAAGGUUAGCUAGCUAGCUAAGUAGAUAACGUUACCUGGCUGUCAGUUUUUUUGACAGUUGCUCCAGAUAUUGACAAGGCAUGCAUCAUCAUGUCAUGGCUACUGCGAGCUAUGAAGCUUAUUGACUGAAGUGUAUUGGGUCAAACAAAAAUACUAGAAUGGAGUUAUACAUUGAUGAGGCAAUGUUUUCUUCAAAUGUCAAAUGCGGUGUUAUGCUAUACAAUCUAUAUUUUUCACCUCUGAACCUAUUGUUGCUGUGGGUAUCUAGGUUAUUGUUCAGCAGGGGGUCUCUGCCUUCAAGGCUCUUGAAAUAUUAAUCAGUUGCUGAUGCAAAGGAGCUGUGUGUGUUUGUGUGUGUGUGUCUCUCUCUUUCUCUCUCCUCUCUCUCUAUGGAGGUAUAGUGUUGCACAGGGUGACAUUCCUAAGGUCACUAAUGCUACAAAUCAAUGUCAGACACAUCAUCCUUACUUAACUUCUCCUCAGUCUCCCAGAUGGCAGCAUAUUCUCAGUAUCCUUACUGACCUUCUCCUCAGUCUCCCAGAUAGCAGCAUAUUCUCAGUAUCCUUACUUACCUUCUCCUCAGUCUCCCAGAUAGCAGCAUAUUCUCAGUAUCCUUACUCACCUUCUCCUCAGUCUCCCAGAUAGCAGCAUAGUCUCAGUAUCCUUACUUACCUUCUCCUCAGUCUCCCAGAUAGCAGCAUAGUCUCAGUAUCCUUACUCACCUUCUCCUCAGUCUCCCAGAUAGCAGCAUAGUCUCAGUAUCCUUACUUAACUUCUCCUCAGUCUCCCAGAUAGCAGCAUAGUCUCAGUAUCCUUACUUAACUUCUCCUCAGUCUCCCAGAUGGCAGCAUAGUCUCAGUAUCCUUACUUACCUUCUCCUCAGUCUCCCAGAUAGCAGCAUAGUCUCAGUAUCCUUACUUAACUUCUCCUCAGUCUCCCAGAUAGCAGCAUAGUCUCAGUAUCCUUACUCACCUUCUCCUCAGUCUCCCAGAUAGCAGCAUAGUCGCAGUAUCCUUACUUACCUUCUCCUCAGUCUCCCAGAUAGCAGCAUAGUCGCAGUAUCCUUACUUACCUUCUCCUCAGUCUCCCAGAUAGCAGCAUAGUCUCAGUAUUACACUACUGGGCCCAUUACUGUGUGUUCACAAAACAGACUCGAUAUCAAGUCUAAUAGGUUAGGCCUGACACUUUAUAGUCCAUCAUCACUUUGAUUAUCAGGUCUCCCUUGGAAAAUAGGUAUUUUGACCUCAAUGGGACUACCUGGUAAAAUAAAGGUUAAAAAAACAAACAAGUGUUUGUUUCUGACAGAUGUUGUGCUCUGGGAAAACAAGAUGUUCUGAUGUUCCUGUACAGAUGUUGUGCUCUGGGAAAACAAGAUGUUCUGAUGUUCCUGUACAGAUGUUGUGCUCUGGGAAAACAAGAUGUUCUGAUGUUCCUGUACAGAUGUUGUGCUCUGGGAAAACAAGAUGUUCUGAUGUUCCUGUACUUUGUGUUUGUUUCCACAGAGCAGCUACCCCAUCUGGGAAGACUUUAUCAGCAAGGCUGGGAAACUACAGUGUCAACUCAGGUGAGUCCUCAUUAUUAUAAUAAUAAUAAUAAUAAUAAUAAUUAUUAUUAUUAUUAUUAUUAUUAUCACAGGUAUACCCUUAACAAGAACACAGUCAGGACCAUCUCAUUAUUAUCACAGGUAUACCCUUAACAAGAACAAGGUCAGGACCAUGCACAUUUUAAAUUGGUUUUGUAUAGUCAGACUUGGCCCAAAAGGGUUAGGCCUAAAGAACAUGAGCUGUCCAAUAAGUAUCAUGCUGUAGGAGAAAGUCCUAGAAAAAAGAGAUGUUUCCAACUGUCCAUCAUUAUUGGCUCCACCCCCCUAAUCCCCAACCUCUACCCACCUAUCUGAGAUCUGUACCGGGUGGAAUUGUAGGGCAGCUGUGGUUGAACUACAUUGUAGUUACUAAUAGUGUAGGGCAGCUGUGAUUGAACUACAUUGUAGUUACUAAUAGUGUAGGGCAGCUGUGGUUGAACUACAUUGUAGUUACUAAUAGUGUAGGGCAGCUGUGGUUGAACUACAGUGUAGUUACUAAUAGUGUAGGGCAGCUGUGGUUGAACUACAGUGUAGUUACUAAUAGUGUAGGGCAUCUGUGGUUGAACUACAGUGUAGUUACUAAUAGUGUAGGGCAGCUGUGGUUGAACUACAUUGUAGUUACUAAUAGUGUAGGGCAGCUGUGGUUGAACUACAUUGUAGUUACUAAUAGUGUAGGGCAGCUGUGGUUGAACUACAUUGUAGUUACUAAUAGUGUAGGGCAGCUGUGGUUGAACUACAUUGUAGUUACUAAUAGUGUAGGGCAGCUGUGGUUGAACUACAUUGUAGUUACUAAUAGUGUAGGGCAGCUGUGGUUGAACUACAUUGUAGUUACUAAUAGUGUAGGGCAGCUGUGGUUGAACUACAGUGUAGUUACUAAUAGUGUAGGGCAGCUGUGGUUGAACUACAUUGUAGUUACUAAUAGUGUAGGGCAGCUGUGGUUGAACUACAUUGUAGUUGCUAAUAGUGUAGGGCAGCUGUGGUUGAACUACAGUGUAGUUACUAAUAGUGUAGGGCAGCUGUGGUUGAACUACAGUGUAGUUACUAAUAGUGUAGGGCAGCUGUGGUUGAACUACAGUGUAGUUACUAAUAGUGUAGGGCAGCUGUGGUUGAACUACAGUGUAGUUACUAAUAGUGUAGGGCAGCUGUGGUUGAACUACAGUGUAGUUACUAAUAGUGUAGGGCAGCUGUGGUUGAACUACAGUGUAGUUACUAAUAGUGUAGGGCAGCUGUGGUUGAACUACAGUGUAGUUACUAAUAGUGUAGGGCAGCUGUGGUUGAACUACAGUGUAGUUACUAAUAGUGUAGGGCAGCUGUGGUUGAACUACAGUGUAGUUACUAAUAGUGUAGGGCAGCUGUGGUUGAACUACAUUGUAGUUGCUAAUAGUGUAGGGUCUAGGCCUAGUUCUACUCCAUUGUUCUCUGUGCUGAGUCUGUUAGUCUGAGUGCUGAGGGGUUGCUGAAGGAUUGUCCCACCUAGGCCUAAACCCCCUAACCCCCAUACCAGCCACUGAAGUGCAGGUCUCUGUGAUCUUUGCUGUGUCUGGGUGGAAUUGGAGGGAAGCUGUGGCUGUAACAGGAUGGAUGUCCUCCCGAGUGGCGCAGCGGUCUAAGGCACUGCAUCGCAGUGCUUGAGGCAUCACUACAGACCCGGGUUCGAUCCCAGGCUGUGUCACAGCCAGCCGUGACGGGGAGACCCAUGAGGCGGCGCACAAUUGGCGUCGUCCGGGUUAGGGGAGGGUUUGGCCGGCCGGGAUUUCCUUGUCCCAUUGCGCUCUAGCGACUCCUUGUGGCGGGCUGGGCGCCUGCAAGCCGUCUUCGGUCACCAGCUUGAUGGUGUUUCCUCCAACACAUUGGUGCGGCUGGCUUCCGGGUUAAGCAAGCAGUGCGGCUUGGCAGGGUCGUGUUUCAGAGGCUCUCGACCAUCGCCUCUCCUGAGUCCGUAGGGGAGUUGCAGUGAUAGGACAAGACUGUAACUACCAAUUGGAUAUCACAAAAAAGGGGUAAAAGUACAAAAAAUAAUAACAACAGGAUAGUUCUGCUCCAUUGUCCUCUCUGAGUCUGUUGGUUUGAGGGCUGCGAUGUCCCACUAAAACCCCCACCCAGUCUAGCUACUACCUCUACCCACCUCUGGUGAUCUCUGCUGGGUAGAAUCGGAGGGCAGGCUGAAUGGCAGCAUGCAUGUCUGUCUCUGUAAUGAUGUUAGGGUAGGGUUAAGUGCUCUGUAAUCUAGCUCUCCUCUUCCACACUGCCUUCUAGGAAGUUAUCUAAUUAUAGUUUUUAAGCCAUCCGUUGCUUUUUGUGGCAAAAUAUGGUAUUUUCUUCCCACAACUGGUUUUUACAACUUCACCCAACAUAAUGUUUCAGAAAAUGUCGGUCGGUGUGUAUUACUAUCUAAUCACAAUAUGGCUGCGUCCCAAAUGACACACUAUUCCCUACUUUUGACCAGAGCCCAAUGGGUCCUGGUGGAAAGUAAAGGACUAAAUAGGGAAUAGGGUGUUAUUUGGGUUGCAGCCUUACUCUAACAUGCCUGUCCUUUCCUAGAUAGAUCAGAGAUCCCACAGUCCAUUUCAGACUUUCAGCCCGUUCCUCCCUAGUUUUCAUAUCCAUGUUCAGCUAAACAUUGAACUUGGAUCAGGCUGGGCUUAAAUAGCAUAUCACUCCGUAUUUGGGGUUCAAAUGUAAUGUGUGUCCCAAAUGACACCCUAUUCCUUUUAUAGUGCACUACCUCUUUUUUUUCUUUAGUCAUUUUAGCAGACGCUCUUAUCCAGAGCGACUUACAGUUAGUGAGUGCAUACAUUUUUUUCCCCAAAUAAUUUUCAUACUGGCCCCCGUGGGAAUCGAACCCACAACCCUGGCGUUGCAAGCGCCAUGCUCUACCAACUGAGCUACACGGGACCUCUAACCAGAGCCGCAUAGGGAAUAGGGUGCCAUUUGGGACUCACCCUUUAUUUCUGGUUGGUUAUCCAGAUGCUAAAAGAAGACUGACAGCACAGCAAGUAGUGAAGAAGACAUUACUGUUACUUCUGAGAAAAGAGCCAUGGAGAAUUGGAGUGUGUCCCAAAUGGCACACCCUAUUCCCUAUAUAGUGCACUACUUUUGACAUGAGACUCUAUAGGGCUCUGGUUAAAAGUAGUGCACAAUAAAGGGAAUAGGGUGCCAUCUGGGACAUAGACUUUCGGUGCCAUGCAGAGUUUAGGCUACUUGUAGAUACUUGAAGUAGGACAAAAAUUGAGAGAAGAGGGAAAUGUAAUGUUUCAUUGUCAGGCUGCCUACCGCUGCAGUACCUACCAGGGGAGGGGAGUUAUGUAGGACCAGUACCUACCAGGGGAGGGGAGUUAGAGGACCAGUACCUACCAGGGGAGGGGAGUUAUGUAGGACCAGUACCUACCAGGGGAGGGGAGUUAUGUAGGACCAGUACCUACCAGGGGAGGGGAGUUAUGUAGGACCAGUACCUACCAGGGGAGGGGAGUUAGAGGACCAGUACCUACCAGGGGAGGGGAGUUAUGUAGGACCAGUACCUACCAGGGAAGGGGAGUUUAGAGGACCAGUACCUACCAGGGGAGGGGAGUUAUGUAGGACCCAUUAACCUACCAGGGGAGGGGUAGUUAGAGGACCAGUACCUACCAGGGGAGGGGAGUUAGAGGACCAGUACCUACCAGGGGAGGGGAGUUAGAGGACCAGUACCUACCAGGGGAGGGGAGUUAUGUAGGCACCAGUACCUACCAGGGGAGGGAGUUAUGUAGGACCAGUACCUACCAGGGGAGGGGAGUUAUGUAGGACCAGUACCUACAGGGGAGGGAGUUAUGUAGGGACAGUACCUACCAGGGGAGGGGAGUUAUGUAGGACCAGUACCUACCAGGGGAGGGGAGUUAGAGGACCAGUACCUACCAGGGGAGGGGAGUUAGAGGACCAGUACCUACCAGGGGAGGGGAGUUAUGUAGGACCAGUACCUACCAGGGAAGGGGAGUUAUGUAGGCCCGGUACCUACCAGGGGAGGGGAGUUAUGUAGGACCAGUACCUACCAGGGGAGGGGAGUUAUGUAGGCCCGGUACCUACCAGGGGAGGGGAGUUAUGUAGGCCCAGGUGAUGGAAGUAAUUUGUCGACUCAGUCUUUGGUGGAGAUUUGUUGCAGGUGUUUUCUGAACAACAUAGCUGUGAACACUGAACAAUGCACAGUAGUAUCCAACAGAGGCAAACACAACCAGAGGUUUCCCCUGUAGUGGAUCUCCUCUCCCUUUAAAUAGAGUGGAAUGUGUGUGUGGAGUGGAGAGUGUGUGUCUGUAUGUCUUUCUGUGUGUGCUUGUGCGUGUGUGUGUGUGCGUGGGCGGGCCGGCGGGCGGGUGUGUGUGUGUGUAUUUUUCCGCCAGAGACUAGCAACACACCCUUGUGUCUAGUGGUUAGCUCCAGCUCUCUACAGCACAGUCUGUUGUAAUAUCAUUACAGGUUGAUAAGGACAGUAUUGUUCAUUCAUUGUCAAACGUAUGUUAGUCAUUUGACUUCAGACGUAUAACUUUUAAGUUGAUAAAGAAUUCUGUUGUUCUGGGACAGACUGUACGUCCCAAAUGGCACCCUAUUCCAUAUAUAGUGCACUACUUUUGACCAGAGCCCAUAAGAGUAGUGCACUAUAUAGGACAGUCAAUAUUGCCACUUCUCCAUGGCCUCUGUGUGACCUGUACUGUAGACUAUGUUGUCCAACCACACAGAUCUAGUGUAGGCCCUGGUCAAAAGAAGUGGACCAUGUAGGGGAUCGGUUGCCAUUUGGUACACAGUUGUACUGAACGUAUGUUUUUGACCAAAGAGAGCUGCAUAAGUCCUUGGCAUGCUAAGAUGGCACGCAGAAACAAUGUUUAGAUCUGCUUCACCUACUGUCAGUCCUAUCACCAGCUAAGCCCUGGGCAUGCCUUACUGGUCUGACAGACACUUGUGUUUACGUCUCUACGUCACCUGCUGUCACUCUGACUACUGUCAUUGUUCUCAGCGUUCCAGAGGUGUGUUCUGUGUUCCGUCUGUAGUGUGUUUGGAUAGUCUACGGUUUCUGGUUUUGUUUGUGUCACGUAGCCUGGAGACUGAUAGUACUCCCAUCCCAUGUAGAUGAAAUCCAAGACCAGUUAACAAUGGUUUGUGUGUGUCACAUAGAAACUACUGCUGAGAUCCAAGACUAGUUAACAGCCCUGCCUACGUCUCACUAACCCUAACCCUGAGAUCUUAAUCACGUGACGCACCUCAGCAGUCAAAGCACUUGACUCUGAUGAGCUACAAAGAUUUCAGACGGGUCCUUUCCACACACUGAAAGCCAGACAAGACAUUCCAAGCAUUUCAACAGCUUAGCCAUUCAGACUGAUAGUUCUACUAUGAAGAAAUGCUGUAGGCCGAUCUAUGCCUGUUAUCAUGGUCAUUAAGGGCCAUUAAUCGAGAUGUUAAAGUGAGACCCGUGGCCAGACAGACACAAAGGAAACACAUUCUUAUUGUCUUGUUGUGAAUGAACGUCAGCUAACAGUAUAGGUCUAAUAACACUAUAAUAACUAGCAACCCCUGCCCAUUUCCCUUGAAACAACAGUCGAUCUCAGAUAGAGAUAGCUAACUGCUUGAACCAGGUCCAACCAUAUUUACGUCCUAAAUGGCACCCCAUUCCCUAAAGUGUACUACUUUUGUAUAGUACUGCACCAUAGGGAAUAGGGUGCCAUUUGGGACCCUACCCCAUGGCUAAUCAUGUGCCCGGUCGGUCGGUACAUGUGUGUUCAGUUCAGUUAAGGGUAGUUUAAAUGAGGGCCAAAGCGUGACCAGCUGGGUUCUGCUUCUGUUUCUGUUUUCAGGGCAACGGUGGUUGCAGCUGCAGCGUUCCUGGAUGCCUUUCAGAAAGUGGCUGACCUGGCCACCAGCACACGAGGUAAGACCAUGUAUCCGUCCAGGGGUGAGGGGAUGGGGGGGGUGAGGGGAGAGGGGAAGCUGUGGGGGUAUGAGGUGCAGAGGUCUUUGACAUAGGCACUCAAAUCAAAUCAAAUCAAAUCAAAU